Messenger RNA from Paramisgurnus dabryanus, 6646 nucleotides. The record is from RefSeq and is a predicted model, not a curated record. Lineage: Eukaryota; Metazoa; Chordata; Actinopteri; Cypriniformes; Cobitidae.
GCAGUGUUUCGAUCAGCUCACGAGGAGAACUUGCAAACCGCCGUUAGAAAACAAGGAGAAGAAGAAAAGAUGUUUCGGUAAUGCACCUACAAGUUGGUUUGCCAACCGCCAAUAAACACCCAAGAGAAAGAAGAAGAGAAUUGUUUGUGUGCCACCAAGUUGUUGUUUUUCUCUAUGAAGCCAUCUCUUCAUACAAGCUGAUUCCAACUCUCUACAAUGACGUCAGCAAAGGGAGAAGCCCCGGCCAAAACUGGUGAUGAUUUGCCUUUUUAACAGACUCAGCCCUGAGUGAGAAGCUCAUAAUUUUUAAAGUGUUACAAUGUCUGUGCCAAAGAGGAAUUACAAAUGUGUUUUGGGAUGUAUCAAUGAACAUCAGAGUCUCCAUCGAGUCCCACAAUCUGAGUCACUGAAGACAUUGUGGUUAGAUUUCAUUUACAAUGGAAACAUUCAAAAGAAAGUACCUAAACUCUUAUACGUUUGCGGCAAUCAUUUUACACCGGACUGCUUCAAAAACAAGGGCCAGUUUAACGCUGGAUUUUCAGCAAGGUUGAUGCUGGAGAAUGGGUCGAUACCAACGCUUCGUUCUCAAACCUUAAAAUCAAAAUCAGAAGUGCAGAGCAGACAACCAGCAUCUCAAUGCUGUGCGCAGCAACAACAGACUGACACCAGAACCACACUACUCUCUACUCCAGUGUAUCAAGAGGAAAAGGUGCAUAGCGGACAACCUGCAUCUCAACACUGUGCUCAGCAACAACAGACUGACACCGGAACAACACUACUCUCUACUCCAGUGUAUCAAGAGGAAAAGGAUGUAUCUGAUGUCUCUGUCUGUGGCUUCACUGAUCAAACAUCUACAGAGCUUCUGGUUUCUGUCUGUUAUGGAGAAGAACAGAAGACAUCAUCAGUAAAUCUGCUGGACUGUGGAAUGGAGCUUAAACAAGAAAUCAAAGAAGAAGAAGAACAGACAGAUAAAGGGAAUUUGAUUUAUUCAGACCUGGUGAAGGUGAAAGAGGAAAAUUUUCAGUCGAAUGAAAUUGAGAAGGAACCUCAACAUUUUAAACCUGAAGAAGAGUCUCUGAGCUGCUUAAAUACUGAGAUUUUGUCAGAUAAAGAUUCUUUUAAGUGCUCUGGCUGUGAAAAAAUCUUCAACUGUCAGUCUGAUCUUAAUGCACACAUGCAAUUUUACAGUGGUGAAAAGCAUUACAGUUGUGACCAGUGUGAAAAAAUUUUCCUACAUAAAUCCAGCCUUAAUGUGCACAGGAAAAUUCACACUGGAGAAAUGCCAUACAGGUGUGAGCAAUGUGGAAAAUGCUUUAUUCAUAAGUUCGACCUUAAUGCACACAUGAAAAUGCACACUGGAAAAAAGCCAUUCAGAUGUGCCCGGUGUGGAAAACGCUUUAUUCGUGAGUUUAAUCUUGAAGCACACAUGCAAAUUCACACUGGAAUAAAGCCUUACAGAUGUGACCAUUGUGAAAAGAGCUUCACUCAUAAGUUUGACUUUAAUGUGCACAUGAGAAUUCACACUGGAUUAAAGCCUUACCCAUGUGAUCAGUGUGGAAAGAGCUUCACUCAUAAGUGUGACUUCACUGCGCACAUGAGAAUUCACACUGGAGAAAAUCUUUACACUUGUGAACGGUGUGGACGAACAUUCACUCGUAAGUCAAGUCUUGAUGCACACAUGCAUAUUCACAUGGGAACGAAGCCUUACAGAUGUGACCAGUGUGGAAAGAGCUUCAUUCGUAAGUUCGUCCUUAAAGUGCACAUGCGAAUCCACACUGGAGAAAAGCCCCGAAAUCACACUGGUGAAAAUGUUUACAAAUGUGACGAGUGUGGAAAGAGCUUUGUAAAUAAUUUCAGCCUUAACAUGCACAGGAGAAUUCACACUGGAGAAAAGCCUUACGUUUGUGGCCAGUGUGGAAAGAGCUACGCUCGUAAGUCCAGCAUUGAUGCACACAUACAAAUUCACACGGGGAUAAAGCCUUACAGUUGUGACCAUUGUGGAAAGAAAUUCCUUCGUAAUUUCGACCUUAAUAUGCACAGGAGAAUUCACACUAGAGAAAAGGGUUACAAAUGUAAACAGUGUGGACAGACCUUCACUUCUAAGUCUGACUGGUAUGUGCAUAAACAAAUUCACACUGGGAAAAACCCUUACAAAUGCAGUCAAUGUGGAAAGAGCUUCACUCGUAAGUUUGACCUUAAUGUGCACGUGCGAAGAAGCCACAGUGGAGAAAAACCUUACAGAUGUGAUGAGUGUGAAAAGAGCUUCACUUAUAAGGCUGCCCUUACUGUGCACAAGAGAAUUCACACUAGAGAAAAGCUUUACAAAUGUGACCAGAGUCCAUCAUUGUUGUAUCUUCGCAGCUGGAGUCCUACAAUGUCUACACCAAAGAGGAAUUACAAAUGUUGGGUUUUGGGAUGUACCAAUGAACAUCAGAGUCUCCAUAGACUGCCACAAUCUGAGUCACUGAGGACGUCAUGGUUAGAUUUCAUUUUUUAUGGAAAUGUCCCAAAGAGAGUACCUAGAAACCUACACGUUUGUGCCAAUCAUUUUACUGUGAACUGCUUCAAAAACAAGAGUCAGUUCAACGCUGGACUUUCAACCAGCUUGAUUCUGGAGAAUGAGUCUGUGCCAACGCUUCGUUCUCAAACCUUAAAAUCAGAACAUGAUGUAUCUGGUGUCUCUGUCUGUGGUUUCACUGAUCAAACAUCUACAGAUCUUCUGGUUUCUGUCUGUAAGGAAGAAGAAGAAGAGAAGAUAUCAGUAAAUCUGCUGGACUGUGGGAUGGAGCUGAAACAAGAAAUCAAAGAAGAAGAACAGACAGAUAAUGGGGAUCUGAUUUGUUCAGACCUGAAGGUGAAGUUGAAAAGUUUUCAAUCAAAUAACAUAGAGGAGAAACCUGAUCAUUUUAUACCUGGAGAAGAAUCUCUUAGCUGCUUAAAGACUGACGAUUUUUGUACUUGCUCUCGGUGUGGAAAAAUCUUCAGCUGUCAGUCCGACCUUAAUGCACACAUGCAAAUUUACACUGGAGAAAGACCUUACAGUUGUGACCAGUGUGGAAAGACCUUCACUCGUAAGUUCAACCUUGAUGUGCACACAAGAAUUCACACUGGAGAAAAACCUUAUAGAUGUGACCAGUGUGGAAAGAGCUUUACUCACAAGUCCAGACUUGAUGUGCACACAAGAAUUCACACUGGAGAAAAGCCUUACAGUUGUGACCAGUGUGAACAGAGCUUCCCUCAAAAGUUCAGCCUUAACGCGCACAAGUUGAUUCACGCUAAAGAAAAGCCUUAUGGAUGUAACAAGUGUGGAAAGAGCUUCACUUGUAAGUCCAGGCUUGAUUCUCACACAAGAAUUCACACUGGAGAAAGGCCUUACAGAUGUGACCAGUGUGGAAAGAGCUUCACUUGUAAGUCGAUGCUUGAUGUGCACAGGAGAAUUCACACUGGAGAAAAGCCUUACAAAUGUAACCAGUGUGGAAAGACCUUCACUCGUAAGUCCAACCUUGAUGUGCACACAAGAAUUCACACUGGAGAAAAACCUUAUAGAUGUGACCAGUGUGAAAAGAGCUUUACUCACAAGUCCAGACUUGAUGUGCAUACACGAAUUCAUACUAGAGAAAAGCCUUACAGUUGUGACCAGUGUAAACAGAGCUUCACUCAAAAGUCCAGCCUUAACGCGCACAAGAUGAUUCACACUGAAGAAAAGCCUUAUGGAUGUAACAAGUGUGGAAAGAGCUUCACUUGUAAGUCCAAGCUUAAUAUUCACACAAGAAUUCACACUGGAGAAAAGCCUUACAGUUGUGACCAGUGUGGAAAGAGCUUCACUCGUAAGUCGAGGCUUGAUGUGCACAGGAGAAUUCACACUGGAGAAAAGCCUUACAGAUGUGAGCAGUGCAGUAAGAGCUUUACUCAAAGAACUGGGCUUAAUUCGCACAGGAGAAUUCACACCGUGGAACAUUCACACAACCGGAGCAGUGGACAGCUAUUACUGCGGCGCCCAGGAAGCAACAAGGGAUCAGUGUCUUGCUCAAGGGCACCUCAGAGCCUCGAUCCGACAACUCUUGGGUAACAAGCCUGACUUUCUCAUCAUGAGGCCAUGACUGCCUCCUACACCAGUCUCCACAGUGGCACUGAGUCGUUGCUUGCAUGUGUUGAUCUGAAACAAACUUGCAUGCACCCUCAUAAUGCGAUUGUAAGGGGAUUUUGGCAAUAUCGCGACUAUGAUUUACCUCAUGUAAACACAAUACUUUGAUAAAAAUAAUCUGAGUAAACUCAUAGGGAUUGAGUAAGCUCAACAAGGAUUAGGCCUCACCUAGCCUCUGAAGGAAGUGACUUGUAAGGACUAGUCCUGCCAAGGAAGUAUCCUUGACAAUGAGAAACGGCCACCAGCCUUUUUUUGGAAAAGGGAAGGAUGCACCCAAAGUAAAAUCUUGGUUUUUGAGCUCGUCCACUUUGAACCACAUUCAGAGUUAGUCGAAAAAACAUUCAACGCAUGUAGUUGAAUGUGUUUGUAACAGCCACAAAAUGACCACCUACUCUUCGCCUACUCUUAUGUGAUGUACCAAGCACAUCGAUCCAGUAUGUGCAAAAUUUUUCUGUAAAUUCAAUUUUUUGAUGCAGGUGUUUAAAUGUGUUUUGGACUAUAUUCACUACAGCAAUUAAAGCUAAAAAAAAGUGUUUGAGUUUCUUGAUCUGUGAUUUGUAGAAUAUAGGAUUUGUGUACCUGCACUGAAGGAUUCUUGAAUUUGUAAUAGUUUGACGGAAAGAAAAAAUCUACAAUUUUGCAACUCCUAAAACAUUUUAUCUAUGACUUCAAAUCUACUGAUACAUCUGUGUGGCUAAUCUCUAUCACUUCAAAUCCCACGGUCCUGGCCGCUCAGUUAUUUUGCACCAAAAAGUACAAUAAAAUAAUAUCUUCAUACAGGGUUGGGCAAAAAUAGAUCAAAAUGGGUUUCAAAAUAAAGAUUUUGGACAAAACGAAACAAAAACUUUAAAAAACUUGUUUCAGAACAAAUGACAAGUUAUCUUAAUACUAGUUCCAAUGCUUUACAUCCAAAUUAUUUCGGUUUCCGUAUUAAUCACUCAACAGAAACAGCCAAUUGCUAUUUUGUUGAAAAAGUCAAGUCACUGUUUGAAAGAGGAGGUGUAGUUGGUGCUGUUUUUCUCGAUUUAAAAAAGCUUUUGAUACCAUUAAUCAAAAAAAAUUUAUUAUCUAAACUUAUUGCAAACUUUUUACUUCUCUGCAGGCACCAUUAAAUAGGUUGAAUAUUAUUUAACACAUCGAACUCAGUUUGUUAGAGUUAGGAAUCAACAAUCAGAUGCUUUUCCAUGUCUGCAGGUGUUCCUCAGGGCUCAAUCUUGGGUCCACUUUUAUUUUCCUUGUAUGUACAUGAUCUGCCAAACGUUUGUCUUAAUGUCAAUACCUAAAUGUAUGCAGAUGACACAGUAAUCUUUCUACAUGCCGACAAUCCAGCUCAAGCUGCUGAUCUGCUAACAAACGCAAAAUGGAAAAGAUUACAGAAUGGUUAAAUCACAAUUGUCUUCAAUUGAAUGUAUCCAAAUCUGUAUCUGUAGUCUCAGAUUUUAAAUAUCUUGAGUACACAUUGAUAAAAAUCUUAAUUUUAAAUCACAUAUUAAAAAAGUUUAUAAUCACAUUAAAUUUAACCUUCAAACUUUAGACAUGUUCGUAGCUGCAUGUCAACAAGGGCUGCAAUGAUGUUUAUGUACGUUUAUGUUUAUGUAUUAGAUUAUAUCCAAUAUCACCUAUAUUGCAUGACAAUUUGGUGGCAAGCAAGCAACCCUUCUUGCAAACCGUUAAUUUCCCUAUAUAAGAAAACUCUUAAAGUACUUGAUAAGACGGCCAUAAAUUAUCAUCAUUGUCAUGUUUUAAAAAAAAUACAAACUUUUAAGUUUCGAAAAUUGGAUUAGAUACACAAAUCUCUGCCUUAUGUACAAAAUUUAACAUGGACUGGGCCUCGUGUACUGAGCCAGUUUGUAAAUGUUGUACCAAAUACAAACAGAUGCACAAGGAGUGCAGCAAGAGGUGACUGUCCCUUUGAGGAAGAGUGUAUUUGGCCAAACAGCCUUUUCUGUCAGGGCCGUUCGUAAAUGGAACCUUAUUCCAACACAUUAGGAAUUUUAAAACUUCUGCUUCUUUUAAAUUUCAUUUAGAGAAGUGGCUAAUAGAAAAUCAAGACUGUCAACACUACACGUAGACACUACAUCUUGACUGUCCUGACCGCUUGUGCCACUUGUGCUAUUGUUAAUUGUGUGUGUAGAUGAGUAUGGAGUUGAUGUUAAUAUUGACUAAUGGUGCUUACUUAUGUACUGAUUUUUUUUUUUACUUAUACCAAUGGUUAUUUGUAUCGAAUUAAACUUGUAUGUACGAUUAUCUUUUUUUGUCUUUUUAGGUGUGACAUUGUACGAUCUGUGUCCAGGUACAGCAGAUGUUAAAUAGCCUUUUGACUAAUUCUGGCACAUUGUACAUUUUCAAAUGUAUUAUUGAUGUGCAUUGUUCCUGAAAAUAAAUAAAUUAACAUAAUAAAACAGUCAAACUUAUAGGCACCAAAUCAGAGGCUGUAUUUCUAUUAUCGUGUAGAUUUCUUACAAAGUAUUUAAAAAAUACAAAACACCAAAGUGAAAAUGA